Molecule: messenger RNA, 4266 nt
Organism: Pleuronectes platessa (European plaice)
Lineage: Eukaryota; Metazoa; Chordata; Actinopteri; Pleuronectiformes; Pleuronectidae
Product: KIAA0586 ortholog
Exons: 24
Coding region: 1-3771 (1256 amino acids)
Biological process (GO): smoothened signaling pathway
Cellular component (GO): centriole; ciliary basal body
Source: RefSeq, a predicted model, not a curated record
AUGAAACAUGCUCCGGACCAGUCCUCCUGCUGCUCGGACACCGGGGACGUUCUGAUCCGCUCCACCGGGACCCCCCUCCCGGACCUGGACUGGAGCCGUGAAGCUGGACCGGGACCCGGAGCGGUCCAGAUAAACGUCCAGAAGAUGCUGAAGACCCGACAGAGCCCCGAAACUGGUGCUCCUCCGCGGGCAGCGGCGGACGGGCAGCCCGGUCACGACCUCCUGACGUCACGUUUCACCCCCGGAUGUCGAGGAAUCGUACUCGCAGCUCUGAAACAACGCUCUCACAGCGCCCCCCGCAGGAGGGAAGUCAAAGUGAAGCUGCUGAACGCGGGGCCCCUCCAGACCAGCUCCCAGGAUGCAGUUGGGGCUGCGGGGGUCCGGACUCGGGAGGAGCUGAUCUCAGGUCGUCUGGGAGACGUCACCAACGCAGCAGCAGCCGCUGCAGCGGCAGCUGUCGCAGCUACUGCUCCUCUCAUCAAGGCUCAGUCAGACAUGGAGGCUCGGGUGUGUCAGCUGACAGACGGCGUUCAGCGGCUGCUGCAGGUCGACAGGGAGGAUGGGGAAAGGGGGUGGGGCCUAACCCAGAGGACGCAGCAGCACCAGGAGACACUGCACAGUCGACAGCUGCAGAGCCAGCUGCUGGAGUCGGCGCUCAAGAUAGUGACAGGCCACGCCCACAUGACCUCUACAGCUUCUGACCUCACAGUCUCUGGUCCCAACCCUAACCCAUCUCGUCUGCAGGUCACACACCUGGACAGUGCAGCAGACGCCCACGGCAACCAGCAGCAAAGCUCCCCGGCAACCACAGCUGCCGUGGAGACCAACCCAGUUGCCAUAGCAACACCCAGCUGUGACCGAAGGCCAGAGCAAACCAGGCGGGAGUUCUAUCACCAAGCUGCUCCCAGUGUGACCUCAUCAAUGCAGCUACACAAAGAGACUCACUCCCAGUCUCCUGCCAGUCCCAGUCGAGAGGCAGCGAGUGAAGCCCACGAGGUGAGGAGGGAGAUGGGCCUGAAACCUGAGAUAGAGAUGCUGCUGGCGCAGCCACAAGACUCUGUGAGGACUACCAGGCCUCCACCGGACCAACACAAGUCUCAGCAGAACCUGCUCCAUUCCCAACAAAUCCAGGACCAGCAGUCCCAGUCCCAACGACCUCAGCACCAACAACACAGCUCCCACACCCAACCAGUUCAGUCCCAACAACCCUAUUCUGAUCAAACCAAGUCUCAACCAAACCACUUCCAGUCCCAACCAUCCAGGUUCCAACCAAACCAGUCUCAGUCCAGAAAAGCCCUGUCCCAUCAAAUCAAGCCCCAACAAAACCAGAGCCAGUUCCAUUCCCAGUCUGUGAUGGUCCACAGAGGGCCUGUGGUACCAUCCAUGUUGGAGGAGGCGGGUGGGGUUCUGCGUCAGGUUCGGAGACAGAAGAAGGUUCUGGAGGAGAACCUGGAGGCUCUGCUGAGAGCUAAGAACGGAGAGGUCCUCCACUGCCAGCUGGAGGCCCUGGCUGCCAACAGAGACUGGACUCAGGCGGCUCGGAUCAAGAGGACGGUGGACGCCUGGAUCAGCACUUUGUCCACAGACGUCCAGGCUGAGACGUCCUCAGAGAGGGCAGCCAGGAGCUCCGCCCCCUCAGGGAGGGGUAGGCCAAUCAGUGUGCUCAGACAGACAGGAAGUAAGGUAGCAGGGCCGAGAGGAGGCCCAGGACAGAAAGCUGGACACAGAACGGUGCAGGGGGCGGAGCCUGUCCCAGGUGGGCUGGUAGACCGAGCCCAGGUGGAGGGGGAGUCGUACCUGACCCGUCUGUACGGCAGAGCUCCUCAUGAAGGUCUGAGAAGAACCCUGAAGAAGAGUCCCUACCUCCGCUUCACCUCCCCGGGGUCACCACGCAGCAGGAAGCCCCGCCCCCGCCUGGUGGAGAGCGUCAGAGGUGUGAAGGUAAAGUCUUGUAAGACUCAGACCAGCUUGACUCCUCCCCUCAGUCCAUCACCUGGACGACCGCAUCAUCACCUCAUCUUCAGCUCCUCCCACAUUAGGCCAGGUGACCCGGCUGACCCCGUUCCCAUGGCGAUCCCACUGGGUCAGUUAACAGGUCGUCGCAGGGUGAACUCUUCCUCCCGGUGUGUCACUCAGCAUCCACAGGAAAUGACAUCACCACCCACCCCUCCCACCACAUUCACUGUGGCUGCAGCGGUCGGACCACCUGAGCAACAACCACAGAGGGAGGAGCAGCUGAAUGCUGGAGAAGCUCCGCCUCUUGCUCCAUCACACGUUGUCAUCGAGACAAAGAGCGAGGAAGAGGAGGAAGAGGAGGAGGAGGAGGAGGAGAAUGCCUUCCCUGGUGCUGACUUCCUGUCUGUGGCUGAUGUCCUGCAGGUUUCCUCUGCUGCCCCCCAGGAGGAGGAGGAGGAGAGUGUGGUGGGUGAGGAGGUUGUGGAGCUGGAGGGGGGGCCGUCUCCUGGUCCGUUCAUGUACCAGGGUCCAGCUUUCCCUCCCCAGGCCUGCUCCGCCCUCCCUGCCCAGGGUCCGGCCUCCACCCGGGACCCAGACCAGCAGAGAGACGCCCUGGAGGAGCGGCUGGUGGAGUGGGUGGAGCAGCAGCUGAUGUCCAGGAUGAUCUCAGAGAUGUACCGCCCCCCUCCCUCUGACCCAACCAACAACCUUUCCACUGACCAAUCGGAGCGUGAGGAGCAGAGCUUCACCUCAGAUCUUGUGGAGGCGGUCGGAGCUGGAGGUCUGCAGCUCUUUGUCGACUCCAACGUGUCGGUGGACCCGGCUCUGAUCAGGCAGCUGGUUAACGAGGUUCUGACGGAGACUGUGGUGUCGAUGCUGGGAGAGAGGGAUCCACCGGACACAGGACCAGAACCAGGACUGGAACCAACGACACCAGGACCAGCCGCACAUCAGGAGGACAACCGGGUUCCACUGGUUCCCACACCGGUACCGACCCCUCCACCCAGCCCGACCAUUACCAUCAACCGAACCACGCCCCCGACCACGCCCCCGACAUCUGAGCCAACCAGCCUGCUGAUUGAGGAGUGUCCUCAACCAAUCACAGCUGCAGAGCUCAUGGUCACGCCCACACCCACUCCUGACCCCGCCUCAUCAGCAGGAAGUCCACCUCCCCUUCAUCAAGCCCCGCCCCCUCAGACCUGGCUAGAUGCUGAGCUGCCAUUGGACGAGGAGCGACCAGAGCAGCACCUGGAUACAGAGCAACAGCCACUGGUGAUGACAGUACAAGAGGAGGAGCCUCCUCUCUCCUCCCCCUCCUCGCCGUCUCCUCGUGGUCCUGAUGCUGACCCUGGACCAGUGUCCCCCUCCAGCUCUCUGAGCAGAGGCUCUGCAGCAUUGAAACACAUCUCAGAGGGGGAGGUGGUCUUCAGCGUCAACCAGCUGACUACUACCACAGAGGAGGGGGCCGUCUGCAGUUUCUCCAGCUCUCUACAGGAGGUCCACGACAUGGACUACGACCCCCCCAGUGAAGGCGAGGUCAGAGGUCACAGCCUCCUGCUGACCCUGCUGACCAAGAUGGAGCAGGGAGUCACACCUCGAGGAGAGAGACCAGAACCUGAGGGCUCCUGGGGGAGGCAGGACCAGGGUCAGGAGGAGGAGAUGAGCAUGGGAGAGGUGACAGACCAUUGCACUACAAAUCCUCACAGGACUACAAAUCCCACAGCCUGCGGGAGGAGUGCUGCUGCCCGGGGGGGUCAGAGGUCAUCACCUGGAGAGAUGGCUCCGGGUUCAGGUAGGAGGUCACUGGACCGGUGAUGAGUCAGAACCAUCACAUCUCACCAGCUGCUACUUCACCUUGUAUCAGAUUCUUUUAUACAAGUUAGUUUUAUAUGAAUUUAUGGGAUUUUGUCUGAUGAACACAAAGAGCUAAUGAAGGGAGCUGCUGCUGAUCUGUGAUCAGUGACUGUAGGGGGCGCUGCAACACUGCAGGUCUACACACAGUGUUGUGUGUCUGUGUGAGUGGAGCUCCACACAUCCAGCCACUCUGUCACCACAUCUCCAUACAAGGCAAUGAUUACACUGACUGAGCUGCUUCAGUGUGUGUCUGUGUGUGUCUGUGUGUGUCUGUGUGUGUCUGUGUGUGUCUGUGUGUGUCUGUGUGUGUGUGUGCACGUGGAGUUUAGCUCUGUAUGAGCUGAACUGUGUCUGUCUAAUUAAAACAGGAAGCGUGAGCGGGAUCAGGGUGUUCGGACGGGUCACACACACACACUCACACACACACACACACACACACACACACACUCGCACACA